Messenger RNA from Micromonas commoda, 1264 nucleotides. RefSeq lists its product as hypothetical. Gene Ontology annotation, cellular component: cytoplasm. NCBI's taxonomy places the organism in Eukaryota, Viridiplantae, Chlorophyta, Mamiellophyceae, Mamiellales, Mamiellaceae. Bases 31 to 1227 code for a protein of 398 amino acids. The record is from RefSeq and is a predicted model, not a curated record. The transcript is spliced from 2 exons.
UCCCUGGGUGCAGGGCGCAGGCCAGGAUCGAUGAUGUUUUCGUCGCGGAUGAGUACUAGUCGUGGGUAUGGGCUGUCUAAGGACCGCCGGUUCGACCUCGAGAGCGGCGCGCUGCUGGAUGACAACUCGAAAUCCCGUCGCAAGGGCCAAUCGUUUCUCACCCGACAGCUCGUUCGCUUGCUCUGGGCGAUCCUCGGGGUUGCCAGGAAGCGAUGGUUUACCUCCACUCUGCUCGUGUGGAUAACAUUUCGCGAGCUUGUUCCCCGCGCGCCUUCGUCCCCAACCCCUCGGGCGCCAUGGAAGAUGCCCGGGAGCGCGCACGUACCCGUCCCCGGGGGUCUCAGGGGUCUGGAGACGUAUCCGUACCCAUCGGCGACGGACCUGGUCGUGGUUUGCGGACACGCCGUCUACGCAGCCGGGGACUACUCGCCGGAGGUGUCAAGGCUUGAGUCCAGCUGGUUCCUCGAGGACUACCAACAGGUUAAAGGGCGAGCGGAGACAUUCGUAGAACACGCGAAGGUUGGGGUGAUGGAGGCGGCGAACAAUCCGAAGGCGCUCCUCGUGUUUAGUGGCGGAAAGACUCGAAAGAGCGCUGGAAGUCUCGGGGAAGGGACGAGCUACUGGGAGGUUGCGAGGGCCAACCGCUGGUUUGGAAAGGCGGACUCGGUGGCCCCCAGGGCGUUCACCGAGGACUUCGCCCGCGACAGUCUUGAGAACGUGAUGUUCUCAAUCACAAGAUUUCACGAGCUGACCGGCAAGGUUCCGAGGAAGCUCACCGUGGUUGGGUACGAGUUCAAACGGGACAGGUUCGUCGACCUACACCGUGCGGCUCUUAGGUUCCCAAGAGACCGGUUUGUUUACAUCGGCACAGGUGCGGCGGGGACCGAGGAGAGGAGCGCGGCGAGCGAAAUCGAGGUGAGGGCGCAAUUUAAGGCUGAUCCGUACGGGUGCUCCGGGGAGCUGGGUAGGAAACGACGGGAGCGGGACCCCUUCAACGUUGGCCAGCCGUACUCGAGGACAAAUCCCGAGCUGGCGCCCCUGCUGGCGCACUGUGGCCCUGAACUGUUCGACGGGAACCUGCCGUGGCCGAAGGAGAAAGAGCUUGUCGGGGACGUUCCAAGCGGCGGUGAACGUGCGUCGAAGACGGGCGAAGGGAAUGGCGACGCGGCGAAGGGCGAGGAGAGCGCCAAUGCGGAGACUUCAAACCAUGCCCACGAUGACGUCUAGAACUUAAGAGGUUGGAACAUGUGCAACACGUCUCGUA